This is a messenger RNA of Lepisosteus oculatus (spotted gar), 2262 nucleotides long. RefSeq names its product GLI pathogenesis-related 2, like (gene glipr2l). Lineage: Eukaryota; Metazoa; Chordata; Actinopteri; Semionotiformes; Lepisosteidae. The record is from RefSeq and is a predicted model, not a curated record. Gene Ontology annotation, cellular component: extracellular region.
UUAAGGCCACAGUUUCACCUUACUGGCACUUUUACUCUGGGAACAAUAGUCAGACUCUGCUACAGCUCACAGUUUCCAGGGAAAUAAUGCCUUAUAAGGUUGAGUGGUUAUGGGCAGUGAUGUAAUAAAGUGCAUGCUGUGAGUUUCCCAUUCCAGCUGUCUGCAUGUCUGGACUGCGUUUCACUCUAGGGUAGAGUGCAAAGGAGAAAACGGAAAGAAAGUGACUGUUGGUGUGAGGGAUAACAUCAGAUCUGGACGGAGCAAACCGAAUCUCAGCACACAGACUGAAGCAACUAAAUAUUGCAGCAUCAUGGGCCAGUCAGCUUCCAAGCAGUUUGCCAAAGAGGUUUUGAAAAGCCACAACGAAUACAGAAAGCAGCAUCAGGUUCCACCCCUAAAACUCAGCAACAAGCUCAGCAAAGAAGCCAAACGGUACGCAGACAGUCUGGCCAGCACACGAGUUCUGAAGCACAGCCCUGAGUCAAGCCGGGGUAGCUGUGGCGAAAAUCUGGCCUGGGCUUCUUACGACCAGCCAGGAAAGGAGGUAGCUGACCGGUGGUACAGUGAAAUCAAAAAUUACAACUACAACUGUCCUGGAUUUUCUUCGGGUACCGGGCACUUCACCGCCAUGGUGUGGAAGAGCAGCAGGGAGCUGGGCGUGGGCAAGGCCACGGCCACCGACGGCUCCACUUUCGUGGUCGCCCGCUACUCCCCCGCGGGCAACAUCGUCAACCAAGGCCAGUUCGAGGAGAACGUGCUGCCGCCCAGGAAAUGACCUGCAUUUCAGGGAGGGGUGGGGGUGGGGGAGCAGAAUUGAUGGACCAUUGGGUUAACGGAAAUGACACCCGUGAGCUUUGGAAUGUGAAGUUUGUAAUGAACUCCCUUAGCAGUCUGGGCCAUCGUGCAGGACACUUACCUAAUAGAUUCGGGCUUUUUUGGGUUAAAGAAGUCGGGGACAAGGACACACCUGCCAGCUUAUAGUGUUUAAAACAUCCAGUCCUAGUGGUACCUUCAGUGGCACUCUACGGUAGCCAGUUUAUAGGCAUGUACAAAUACAUUUACCCAAGCGGAGGGUUGAUUACAAGUUUAAUUGUUUUUUAAUGUGUUCUAUGUGAAUGAAAGGGAAUAAUGAGUAAGCAGUCUAAUGGUACAAUGAAGAAACCAUCUAAUGGACAAAACAUACAAUUUUUAAAAAUAAUUGAUCCUUAAUCAAUGGCAAAGUGAAUUAUGAAGGAAGCAUAGGUAUCAAACAAUAUGAAGCUGCACUCAUUAAUACCGUAUGCAAGUGGAAAGAUGGCAUAUCCUAAAUAUUCUUUCACUUUGCCCCUGUAAAACUCCACUGACUUGAUGAUGGGAUCACGAAGGGGAAUGGUAUUUAAAACUGUUUUUAAGUUUGUGUUAAAGCAGUUUUGCUUGCAGAAAAAAAAGUUUCCUCAGUCGUUAUUAUAGUCCCAUAGUUUGGGAUGGAGAGCAGUGUUGCCUGGGUAGUUAGAAUAAAAUUCACUGGGCCCAUUUCUGUGUGUGUGAACAGCACACAGGAGCAAGUUCAGCUGAAGACCAAAGCCUCAGAUCCUGACAUCAAGGCAGGCUGUGCUGAUACCUGGGCAUUACACAUUGGGUGCUGGAGUCUGGGCUGGUUGCCAGUGUAUCAUGUUUCUGCUGAAGAUGAUGGAAUGGCAAUGCCAGCUGACUCCUGUUUACUUGUAGUAAAGCUGCACAUGAAAUUGCAUUAUUUUCAAGUCAAGAGUUGCAGUACCUGUGGCGUUUCGCUAAUGAUGUUUGAUGUUGCAUCAUUUCUUAUGUAUUUUAUAGUGGAAAACUGAGAUCAUUUCUCUGUCAGUGGUCAAAGCUUUUGAAGUGAAUUCUGUAAUUUGACAAUCCUUUGGAAGCAGUAUGGGUAACUACUCUGCCUGGUACUGUCUGCUAUUGACCAUUCAAUAAGUGUAUCCAUUUUGUAAAUGUUUACCCAUCAUCACCUAAAUGGAACAGCUGGAUUUCAAAUAAGUUUUUCAUGUACUAUACUUCCUGGUUUGGGAUAUGAUGUGUACCUUUUUCAGCAUAGGGGAAAAAAUGAAGUAAAUGGCUUCCUAUAAAAACAUUUUACUGAGCUAUUAAUGGCAUCUGAGCUUUUUUUGUGAAUGUAUAAUUCACCUAAUACAAAACACUUGAGUCAUUCUGAGAGACAAAUUUCUUUAUUACCUUUUUUUUACUCUUCUUUUUGCAUAAAGUACACUUGUGAAAUAAACCAAACAUUGUUUACAG